AUGUACCAAACCCUUACCACAAACCCACCUGCGUUUUUGCAUAAUCCCACAUUAUCAACAAGCCCAUCAAUUUCGAAUAGCAUUUCAGUUCGAUUCAAAGCAUCUGCAUCUGCCACCACCCGUUCAAGCAGAGCCUCUCGAUGGUCCCUUCAUGACAUGACUGCCCUCGUCACUGGCGGCACCAGAGGCAUUGGGCUUGCGAUUGUGGAGGAGUUGACCGGGCUCGGGGCAAUUGUCCAUACUUGUGCGCGGAAUGAGGAUGAGCUAAGAAAAUGCUUGAGGGAUUGGAAAGAUGAGGGUCUUCGAGUCACUGGCUCAGUAUGUGAUGUGUCGUCUCUAACUGAAAGGGGGAAGUUAAUAGAAGACGUGUCCUCUGUGUUCAGUGGGAAGCUCAAUAUUCUUAUAAACAAUGUUGGAACAAAUAUAAGGAAACAUAUGGUCGAUUUCACAGCUGAAGAAGUCUCUAUCCUUAUGUCGACAAAUUUUGAAUCUUCUUUUCACAUGUGCCAACUAACAUAUCCUCUUCUGAGAGCCUCUGGAGCAGGAAGUAUUGUGUUCACCUCCUCUGUCUCUGGUUUCGUAUCAUUGAAGUCUAUGUCAGUCCAGGCAGCAACCAAGGGUGCGAUUAAUCAACUUACCAAAAGUUUGGCAUGUGAGUGGGCAAAGGAUAAUAUCAGGACUAAUGCUGUUGCACCUUGGUACAUUAGAACCUCUAUGGUUGAGCAAGUGCUCAGCAACGAAGAAUAUUUGAAAGAGGUGUACGACAGAACUCCAAUGCGACGGCUUGGGGAUCCAAUGGAGGUCUCGUCUUUGGUGGCAUUCCUUUGUCUACCUGCAUCUUCAUAUAUUACCGGUCAGAUAAUCUGCGUUGAUGGGGGAAUGUCUGUAAACGGGUUCUAUCCGAGUACUAGUCUUUAG
Fraxinus pennsylvanica is the source of this 918-nucleotide messenger RNA. Lineage: Eukaryota; Viridiplantae; Streptophyta; Magnoliopsida; Lamiales; Oleaceae. The record is from the annotation of a GenBank genome assembly.